AUGUGCCCUGCUGCACAACAUGUCGGUGUGGAAACCGAGAGCAACGCCCGAGCCAAGUUCCUGUUCCCAGACAUUCCUUCGGGCAUCCUGGAAUCCACCGACCGAGAACCAUUCUGGCAGCCGAGCAACAAGGCCCCAAAGCAUUUGGAAACUUAUGAGGAAUCGCUGCCGUCAGGAGAUCAAUCCGUGGAAUCCAUAUCUGAGCAUCGCAUACGCUAG
Messenger RNA from Puccinia triticina, 219 nucleotides. RefSeq lists its product as uncharacterized. NCBI's taxonomy places the organism in Eukaryota, Fungi, Basidiomycota, Pucciniomycetes, Pucciniales, Pucciniaceae. The record is from RefSeq and is a predicted model, not a curated record. The transcript is spliced from 2 exons. The coding region runs from base 1 to 219 and encodes 72 amino acids.